UUGUAAUCCUCAUUUCCUUUUCUCUCCUCUUGAGUCGUAAGCGGGCUUGCUGGCUCUUUAUAUAUAGAUAUAUAGCGGUUUUCGUUUAAAAAGAACAGCCUUCCCUCUCAUCCCUCUCUCUCACUUCACAACCAUGUCGUUACCGAAGCCGGAAACCCCCGAAAAAACCUUCCCGCCGAUCUCCAAAUGCGAAUUCUCCACCGUAAACCACCGCUCAAUCGCGGCGGACCUCGACGGAACCCUACUAAACUCCACCUCCGCCUUCCCAUACUACAUGCUGGUCGCAAUCGAAGCCGGGAGCCUCCUCCGGGGCCUCAUUCUCCUCCUCUCAUUUCCAAUAAUCGCAAUCGCAUACAUCUUCGUCUCCGAAGCUCUGGCAAUCAAAAUGCUAAUCUUCAUCUCGUUCGCCGGUAUCAAGGCGCGUGAGAUCGAGCUGGCCUCACGCGCCGUGCUACCGCGGUUUUACGCUGCGGAUGUGAGGAGUGAUAGCUUUGAGGUGUUUGAUAGGUGUCAAAGGAAGGUUGUGGUGACGGCGAACCCGACGGUGAUGGUGGAGGCGUUUGUGAAGGAGUAUUUGGGGGCGGAUAAGGUGAUCGGGACGGAGAUUGAGAUCGAUGCGAAGACGAAGAAGGCGACUGGUUUUGUGAAGGAGCCUGGUGUGUUGGUUGGGAGGUUGAAGAGGGUGGCGGUGGUUAAGGAGUUUGGUGGUGAGUUGCCGGAUAUUGGAAUCGGUGACCGGAAAUCGGAUCAUGAUUUUAUGUCUGUGUGUAAGGAGGGCUACAUGGUGCACAAAGACAAGUCAGCCACCAUUGUAUCGCCGGACCGCCUAAAAACCCGCCUGAUCUUCCACGACGGCCGCCUAGUCCAACGCCCAACGCCACUAAACGCUCUGAUCACCUACAUCUGGCUGCCAUUUGGAUUCGUUCUUUCUCUUAUCCGAGUGUACUUUAAUCUCCCGCUACCAGAACGUAUAGUUAGAUACACCUAUGGCAUGCUUGGGAUCAAGCUCGUGAUUCGUGGCAACCCACCUCCACCACCGUCACCUGGGACCCCUGGAAACCUCUAUGUGUGCAACCACCGAACUGCCCUAGACCCAAUCGUUAUCGCCAUUGCACUUGGCCGGAAACCAUUUUGCGUGACAUACAGUGUAAGCAAACUAUCGAGAUUCCUAUCACCGAUCCCCGCCAUUGCCCUAACCCGGGACCGUGAAGCCGAUGCUUCUCGGAUCAAAGAACUGCUUCAAAAAGGCGAUCUAGUGGUCUGCCCGGAAGGAACCACUUGCCGUGAACCGUUCUUGUUACGGUUCAGUGCAUUGUUUGCUGAACUAAGCGAUAGAAUAGUCCCGGUUGCCGUGAACGUAAAACAGAACAUGUUUCAUGGGACAACGGUUCGUGGAGUCAAAUUCUGGGACGCGUAUUUCUAUUUUAUGAACCCGAGACCGACAUAUGAAGUGACGUUUUUGGAACGAUUGCCGGAGGAAAUGACGGUUAAAGGAGGUGAUCGGUCGGCUAUUGAGGUAGCGAACCAUGUUCAGAAGGUUUUGGGUGCGGUGUUGGGGUUCGAGUGCACCAAUUUGACAAGGAAAGAUAAGUAUCAGUUGCUUGGAGGGAACGAUGGGAAGGUAGAGUCGAUGUAUGGCAAGAAGUGAAUAUUGUGAAAUGUUUAUUCGUGUUAAAUUACUAUUAUUCUACAUGUAAUGAUAUAAGAAUGAGUUAAUUAUUGUUUUCGUCCCUGUAGUUUGUCAAAAAUCACUAUUUCAGUCCAUUAGUUUAAAAA
Molecule: messenger RNA, 1776 nt
Organism: Helianthus annuus (common sunflower)
Lineage: Eukaryota; Viridiplantae; Streptophyta; Magnoliopsida; Asterales; Asteraceae
Product: probable glycerol-3-phosphate acyltransferase 8
Exons: 2
Coding region: 134-1648 (504 amino acids)
Biological process (GO): cutin biosynthetic process
Cellular component (GO): membrane
Molecular function (GO): glycerol-3-phosphate 2-O-acyltransferase activity; phosphatase activity
Source: RefSeq, a predicted model, not a curated record